AUGGCACAACACAACUUUGAAGGCGACGUUGGCAACUUAAACGAACACCAAAUACAAUUCAUCAAUAAAGUGAUUGAAGAACAAGGAUUGAGUGUCAAUAAAGUAGUUUUUCAACCAGUCGGUAAAGCUGGUGAUAAUUUUGUUGCAAAUGUGAAGAGAAUCAACAUAGAAGGAGAAAAUGGAAGCCUCAAGAUGGUUGUCAAAAUAGCUUCUCAAAAUGAAUUUCUUCGUCAAAGUACGAAUACAGAAAUAUCCUUUAGCAAUGAGAACUUUAUGUACACGGAGGUGUUACCUAAGCUAGUGUCACUGCAGAAAGCAGCAGGAGUACCAGAAAAAGAACAUCUUAGAUACGCAAAAUGCUUCGGAGCUCUGAGUGAAGCGCCGAACGAAGUAAUAAUGUUAGAAGAUUUGAAUGAAUCAGAAUUUGUAAUGUUGAGUAAGUUCAAGUCCCUGACGGACGAGUGUGGACAAAAGCUAGAAGAAUCAAUAAUGAUUGACUACCAAGGAUCAAAGAACGGCAACCCUGUAAUGGAUCUUCUUUUUAUGAUCUUCAACUGCACUGACCAUGAGACGAGGUCAAAGCACUACUACGACUGGUUAGAUUACUACCAUUCAGAACUAGACCGUUCAUUAUCCUACUUUGAUUUGUCAGCUGAUUCAGUAUAUCCAAGAAGGCAAUUAGAUGCAGAUAUAAAGAAAUACAAAGACUUAUUGUUCGCGAUAUGUAUUAUGCUGACCAAUAUUUUUACGAGGAAUACGGAAGAGGCUGCUGAGAUGAUGGAGACCCUUAACAGCGGUAGUUUUGAUGAGGCUAUUGAAGUGCUGGCGAAUACUGAAAUACCAAAGGACACUGCAGUUCGAGCUAAAAAGCGAAUCACGGGGAUCGUUGAAAGUUUUAUCGAGUUAGGGUUAUUAUAA
Spodoptera littoralis (African cotton leafworm) is the source of this 918-nucleotide messenger RNA. NCBI's taxonomy places the organism in Eukaryota, Metazoa, Arthropoda, Insecta, Lepidoptera, Noctuidae. The record is from the annotation of a GenBank genome assembly.